Molecule: messenger RNA, 1047 nt
Organism: Histoplasma mississippiense
Lineage: Eukaryota; Fungi; Ascomycota; Eurotiomycetes; Onygenales; Ajellomycetaceae
Exons: 4
Coding region: 1-1047 (348 amino acids)
Biological process (GO): adenosine catabolic process; inosine biosynthetic process
Molecular function (GO): adenosine deaminase activity
Source: RefSeq, a predicted model, not a curated record
AUGGUAUCCUCGAAAGCCAUAGAUUUGGCCUUUACUAAAGCAUUACCCAAGAUUGAGCUCCAUGCUCAUCUCACUGGAAGCAUCUCCCGGCAAUGCCUGCGAGAAAUUUGGCUCCAGAAGAAGGCAAAAAAUGCAGAAUUGGAUAUCAUGGAUCCUUACAUUGCAAUGCCUCAAGGCAAGGUGGAUUUUACCCUGGACACGUUCUUCCAGGUUUUCACAAACAUGAUCCAUCAGCUCUGUACCGAUUCGGAAAGUCUUAGAUAUUCAACAAGAUCUGUCCUGCAGGAUUUCGAGCGUGAUGGCAUUCGAUACCUUGAAUUACGCACGACUCCACGAGAGAGCCUAGAGCAAGGAAUUUCGAAGGAAAAAUACAUAUCAACGGUUCUUGAUACGAUUGACGAAUACCGAAGUGAGCAGAUGCCCACAUACCUUAUAAUUUCUGUGGAUAGAACAAAAACCGCUUCAGACGCUCUUGAAGCGAUAGAUUUGGCCAUCAAAUAUCAGGGUCGAGGCGUGGUUGGAGUGGAACUUGGCGGUAACCCUACGAGAGGAGAUGUUCGCAUCUUCAGGCCUGCCUUUGACAAAGCGAAAGCCCAUGGUCUCAAAUUGACUCUUCACUUUGCCGAAUCGGUAUUUUCGUCAUCUCCUGAUGAACUCAACACGCUCCUGUCUUACGAACCUGAUAGGCUUGGCCAUGUUAUCCAUGUUCCUGAUGAUAUAAAAGAUGAAAUUUCACGUCGGAAAAUUGGAUUGGAACUUUGCCUCUCAUGCAACGUAUAUGGCAAGUUGAUUCAGGGGGGGUUUCCAGAUCAUCAUUUUGGCUACUGGAUCCAUCAAGAAUGUCCAGUUCUUCUUUCGACGGACGAUGUCGGAUUCUUCUGUAGCCCCUUGUCAAACGAAUAUCUUAUCGCUGCCGAGAGUUUUGACUUGGAUCGAGGCAUGGUAAUCGACAUGUGCAAGAAAGGGAUAAGUGCAAUAUUUGCUGGACCAGAGGAAAAGAAAAGGCUAUAUAACUUGCUAUCGGAAUUCGAAGCUCAGAAUAUGUGA